AUGGCUCAGAACUUCCGGGCCCACCAAAACCGGGGUACCGACCGUCAGUCGGCGGCGCCCGGGGGAUAUGUCUAUACCGAUCCAGGACAUUCUCCUCAUGUGUCUUCUACUAGACGACCCGCGAUAGGUACACAAACAAACCAACAAGUCAUGGCGUAUGAGAACAUGCCACCGGCGAACCUUCCUUUCGACACAGACGUCAUUUAUGGUGACAUCACCCAAGCUUAUGCAAACCACACCAUGGUCGACAUGGGAUACAACACAGGUCCACCAGUGCUGGGUACUAGCGCAUCCAAUGACGGAUUCAUUGAAACACAGCAACUGCCAUCCUUCCCAGAACCACAGAUUACUGUGCCAGGAAGCAGCAGCAUCGACGAACUCUUCCCUACAUCUUUUGCCGCUACCGGGCACAUCUCACGGGAAUCCCAACUUACUCCCAGGACAAGUCAAUCGAGACUGCGAUGUGAAUGGAAAGGCUGCAACUACAGAAAUUCCUUCAAUCGGCCUACAGAUCUCAUUAGACAUGUCAAAACCAUACAUAUACUUCCUCACUCUUUCACCUGCGACGUACCGGGCUGCGAUAAAACUUUCAGUCGGAAGGACAACUUUAUGGAACAUAAACUGCGUGUUCAUCGCUUCGUCAGGAGACAGUACGGUGCCUAA
This is a messenger RNA of Aspergillus sclerotioniger CBS 115572, 663 nucleotides long. RefSeq lists its product as uncharacterized. Gene Ontology annotation, molecular function: DNA-binding transcription factor activity, RNA polymerase II-specific; RNA polymerase II cis-regulatory region sequence-specific DNA binding. NCBI's taxonomy places the organism in Eukaryota, Fungi, Ascomycota, Eurotiomycetes, Eurotiales, Aspergillaceae. Gene Ontology annotation, cellular component: nucleus. The record is from RefSeq and is a predicted model, not a curated record. Gene Ontology annotation, biological process: regulation of transcription by RNA polymerase II. Bases 1 to 663 code for a protein of 220 amino acids. The transcript is spliced from 2 exons.